Octopus sinensis (East Asian common octopus) is the source of this 1164-nucleotide messenger RNA. RefSeq names its product potassium voltage-gated channel protein Shaker-like. The transcript has a single exon. The record is from RefSeq and is a predicted model, not a curated record. Lineage: Eukaryota; Metazoa; Mollusca; Cephalopoda; Octopoda; Octopodidae. Gene Ontology annotation, cellular component: membrane; voltage-gated potassium channel complex. Bases 1 to 1164 code for a protein of 387 amino acids. Gene Ontology annotation, biological process: potassium ion transmembrane transport; protein homooligomerization. Gene Ontology annotation, molecular function: delayed rectifier potassium channel activity.
AUGCCAAAUAUAGUCUCUAUUAAUAUUAGUGGACGAAAAUUUGAACUUUCUGCAAUUUACUUUAAACAAUUUCCUACAACAUUAUUGGGAAAUCCAUUGAAAAUAAAUAAAUAUUUUGAUUUGAGUAAAAACGAAUAUUUUUUUGACCGACAUCGAGACAGUUUUGAAGGAAUUAUAUAUUAUUAUCAAAGUAAUGGGAAACUAAAAAAACCAGAAAAUGUCGACUUGGAUAUAUUCACAAAAGAAGUAGAAUUUUUUGAAAUUGAUCGUCGAUCGAUCGAAAAUAUGUAUGCUGAUGAAGGAAACUUUCCAUAUUAUGCUCCUAAAAAAAUAAAUAUUCCAGAAAAUAGUGUUUUGCGAUUUGUGUGGAUAGCUUUGAAGUUUCCUUAUUUAUCUAUGAGUGGGAAGAUUAUUAGAAUAUUUUCGAAUUUUGUAAUUUUACUUUCCAUUGCAAAUUUAUGUUUGCGUACUUACCCACAAAAUAGUAUAAGCAUAGAAAGUAUUUCCAAAAUUGAUUAUAUUUUUGCAAAUGAAGUUUUAUUUACAUCGUAUUUUACACUUGAAAUGAUUAUUCGUUUAUUUUUAUUUCAUACAAUCAUUUCCGAAUGUUUUUCUGGAAAAUUCAUAAUUGACAUUUUAAGCAUAUUACCAUUAUACAUACAAACCAUUUUUGAACUAAUAUAUGAGAAUGGAUUAAUCAAACACAGUAUACUUUAUUCCAUUAAUCAGAUUUGUCUAGUAAUUCAAAUAUUUCGAAUAUUCAAGUUUUCAAAUAAUUUGAUUUCUCUAGGAAUACUAAGGAAAACAAUGCUUUAUUCACUUGAAAGUCUGACACAAAUGUUACUUUAUUUUAUGGUUGCAAUUCUUUUUUAUUCGUCGUUAAUUUAUUAUGCGGAAUACACUAAUUCCAAUAGUGAGUUUGAUAGCAUUCCGGAUGCAUUUUGGUGGGCUAUUAUUACGUUGACAACUGUUGGCUAUGGAGAUAAGCGACCGUUAGGAAUUUAUGGAAAAAUGAUAGCAAGUCUGUGCUCUCUUUCUGGAAUAUUAAUUAUAUCAUUCCCAAUUCCAGUGAUAAUUUCUAAAUUUACAUUUUUUUAUGAGAAAAAAUCUAAAACGACAUCAGUACAGUGCAAAAAAUUGAAAGAGCUUCUUAAUAUCUAUUGA